Messenger RNA from Cynocephalus volans (Philippine flying lemur), 1428 nucleotides. RefSeq names its product relaxin family peptide receptor 3 (gene RXFP3). The record is from RefSeq and is a predicted model, not a curated record. Gene Ontology annotation, molecular function: C-C chemokine binding; C-C chemokine receptor activity. Bases 22 to 1428 code for a protein of 468 amino acids. Gene Ontology annotation, biological process: calcium-mediated signaling; G protein-coupled receptor signaling pathway; immune response. NCBI's taxonomy places the organism in Eukaryota, Metazoa, Chordata, Mammalia, Dermoptera, Cynocephalidae. Gene Ontology annotation, cellular component: membrane; external side of plasma membrane. The transcript has a single exon.
AUGACCUAGAGGCACCUGUACAUGCAGGUGGCUGCUGCAGCCACAAUAGCCAUCAUGAAUAAUGCGGCUGGCAGUGACGAGCUCGCAGAAAUCUUCAGUCUGAUCCCGGGCCUUCUGGAGGCGGCAAACAAGAGUGGCAACGCGUCUCUGCAGCUUCAGGACUUGUGGUGGGAGCUGGGGCUGGAGUUGCCCGACGGCGCGGCGCCCGGGCACCCUCCGGGCCGCGGCGGGGCAGAGAGCUCCGACACCGAAGCCCGGGUGCGGAUCCUCAUCAGCGUGGUGUACUGGGUGGUGUGCGCGCUGGGGCUGACCGGCAACCUGCUGGUGCUCUACCUGAUGAGCAGCAAGCAGGGCUGGCGCAAGUCCUCCAUCAACCUCUUCGUCACCAACCUGGCGCUGACGGACUUCCAGUUCGUGCUCACCCUGCCGUUCUGGGCGGUGGAGAACGCGCUGGACUUCAAGUGGCCCUUCGGUAAGGCCAUGUGUAAGAUUGUGUCCGUCGUGACGUCCAUGAACAUGUACGCCAGCGUCUUCUUCCUCACCUCCAUGAGUGUGGCACGCUACCAUUCGGUGGCGUCUGCUCUUAAAAGCCACCGGACCCGAGGGCACGGCCGGGGCGACUGCUGCGGCCAGAGCCUGGAGGACAGCUGUUGCUUCUCGGCCAGGGCACUGUGCGUAUUGAUCUGGAUUUUGGCGGCCCUGGCCUCGCUGCCCAAUGCCAUUUUCUCCACCACGAUCAAGGUGAUGGGCGAGGAGCUGUGCCUGGUGCGCUUCCCGGACAGGUUGCUGGGCGGCGACAGGCAGUUCUGGCUGGGCCUCUAUCACUCCCAGAAGGUGCUGCUAGGCUUCGUGCUGCCGCUGGGCGUCAUUAGCCUGUGCUACCUGCUGCUGGUGCGCUUCAUCUCCGACCGCCGCGUGGCGGGGACCGAAGGAGUGGCAGCGGCCGGGGGAGGCCUGACCGCAGCCAGCGCCCGGAGACGAUCCAAGGUCACCAAGUCAGUGACCAUCGUGGUCCUAUCCUUCUUCCUGUGUUGGCUGCCCAACCAGGCGCUCACCACCUGGAGCAUCCUCAUCAAGUUUAACGCGGUGCCCUUCAGCCAGGAGUAUUUCCUGUGCCAGCUGUACGCGUUCCCCGUGAGCGUGUGCCUGGCGCACUCCAACAGCUGCCUCAACCCCGUCCUCUACUGCCUCGUGCGCCGCGAGUUUCGCAAGGCGCUCAAGACCCUGCUGUGGCGCAUCGCGUCGCCUUCGCUUACCAGCAUGCGCCCUUUCACCGCCACCACCAAGCCGGAGCCCGAGGACCCGGGGGUGAGGGCCCUGGCGCCGUUCCACGCGGCCGCGGAGCCGGACUUGCUGUACUACCCGCCCGGCGUGGUGGUCUACAGUGGGGGGCGCUACGACCCGCUGCCCAGCAGCUCCGCCUACUGA